Molecule: messenger RNA, 2857 nt
Organism: Ipomoea nil (Japanese morning glory)
Lineage: Eukaryota; Viridiplantae; Streptophyta; Magnoliopsida; Solanales; Convolvulaceae
Product: receptor like protein kinase S.2
Exons: 1
Coding region: 232-2724 (830 amino acids)
Biological process (GO): protein phosphorylation
Cellular component (GO): plasma membrane
Molecular function (GO): ATP binding; protein kinase activity
Source: RefSeq, a predicted model, not a curated record
UGUUUAAUGGGCGGUUUCUACUUUUUGUUGGCAAUCCAAAUUCAAGCAUGCAACCUAACCCUCUUUGAAUAAAAGCACCCAGAGAUUUAUAUACAAGAUCUUCAUAAAGCUUUCAUCAUAAAUUCAUAAUUAUCCAUCAUGAAACUCACCCUUUCCUCAUCCCAUUCUUCUACUUCCAUUUCACACCAUUGAUAUCAAUUCUUCUUCACAGACUCCAUACACCUCGCCAAGAUGCACAUCAAACGCCUCUGUUUCGUCUUCCCAGAUGACGAUGAAACCGCGCCGGCGCCGGAAAAAGGGGUUGGAGUUGGUGGAACGCGGCACCGGCGAUGCGGGGGGCAUGUUGUUGAAUUUGUCAAGGAAUCGCUGCACAGAUUCUUGGGUUCUGGGUGGGUUAGCUUUUGCAGCCCGGAGGUCGCCGGGAAGAAGAAGCAGUUUUCCGGGCAGUUUCACGACACGGAGGGUGUUCAGAUGGGGGAGGAGAAUAAAGUAGGGAGUGAUAAUCCGAGGAUUUUUAGUUAUUCCGAGCUCUUUGUCGGGUCUAAUGGUUUUAGCGAGAGUGAAAUCUUGGGCAGCGGGGGAUUCGGGAAGGUAUACCGCGCGGUUUUGCCUAGUGAUGGCACGGUGGUGGCGGUGAAGUGCCUGGCGGAGAGAGGGGAGCGGUUUGAGAAGACUUUCGCGGCGGAGCUGGUGGCCGUGGCUCAUCUCCGUCACCGGAAUCUUGUCCGGCUCCGGGGGUGGUGCGUUCACGACAAUCAGCUCUUCCUAGUAUAUGACUACAUGCCUAAUCGCAGCCUGGACAGAGUUCUGUUCAAAAGAUCAGAGAAUUUAGGGCCGCCGCCUCUUGACUGGGAGAGAAGAAACAAGAUUGUUCAUGGACUAGCUGCAGCACUGUUCUAUCUCCAUGAACAAUUAGAGACUCAGAUAAUUCACAGAGAUGUUAAAACCAGCAAUGUAAUGCUCGAUUCGAGCUUCAAUGCCCGGCUAGGCGAUUUCGGCUUAGCCAGGUGGCUAGAACAUGACCUCGUCUACCAGACCAGAACCCCGUCAAUGAAGAAUCACCAGUUCAGGCUAGCAGAAACCACGAAAAUCGGGGGGACAAUAGGCUACUUACCCCCCGAGAGCCUCCAGAAACGAGGCGUUGCCACCGCGAAGUCUGAUGUUUUUAGCUUCGGGAUUGUGGUUCUUGAGGUGGCCUCGGGGAGGCGGGCCGUGGACCUGACGUGCCCGGAUGAUCAGACCAUUCUGCUGGAUUGGAUGAGGAGGCUUUCUGAUGAAGGAAUGGUUCUCCAGGGGGGAGAUAGCAGGCUUAAAGAUGGCUCUUAUAAGCUUGCAGAAAUGGAGAGAUUGAUCCACAUUGGUCUUCUCUGCACUCUCCAUGAGCCUCUCUCCAGGCCUAACAUGAAAUGGGUUGUGGAGGCGCUUUAUGGGGAAAUCUAUGGCGAAUUGCCCGAGCUUCCCUCGUUUAAAUCCCACCCGCUUUACAUUUCCCUCUCAUCAUCCUCCAACACUGCCACCAUGUCCACAAGAACCACUCUCAGCACCUCAAGCAACACGACAGUUAUUGCGCCUUUCAACUCAGACAACAACUUUGUCACGGCUUCUGGUGAAACCGUGUUCUUGUCUGCUGAGUCGAGUAGUAAUUCCAGCGUUUCGAGCAGUUUGUCUGGGAACCAUUGCAGUACUGCUGGGCUGCAGCCUGGCGGUUUCCCAGUCGUGGAUACCCCGAGAGAGUUCACCUUCAAGGAGAUCAUUGAAGCAACGACGAAUUUCUCCGAUUCGAGGAGAGUUGCAGAGGUUGAUUUCGGGACAGCUUAUCUGGGCUUCCUUGAUAGCCAUCAGCAAAUCCUGGUUAAGAGGCUGGGGAUGAAGACUUGCCCUGCUUUAAGGGUGAGGUUCUGUAAUGAGCUCCAGAAUUUAGGAAAGCUAAGACAUAGAAACCUAGUACAGCUCCGAGGAUGGUGUACCGAGCAAGGGGAAAUGCUCGUCGUGUAUGACUAUUCUGCAAACCAUCUUCUAAGUCACCUCCUUUUCCAUCACAGAACUUCGGAGACCCUGAAAUGGCACCACAGGUACAACAUAAUCAAGUCACUGGCUUCCGCGAUUCGCUAUCUCCACGAGGAAUGGGACGAGCAGGUCAUCCACAGGUGCAUCACGUCCUCCGCUGUCAUUCUCGACCCCGACAUGAACCCGAGGCUCGGUUCCUUCGCCCUGGCUGAAUUCUUAGCCAGGAACGAGCACGGUCAUCACGUCGUCGUGGAUAAGAACAAGUCGGUGAGAGGGAUUUUUGGCUACAUGUCCCCCGAGUAUAUGGAAUCCGGGGAAGCAACCACAAUGGCUGAUGUUUACAGCUUCGGGGUAGUGCUGCUGGAGGUCGUCAGUGGACAGAUGGCAGUCGAUUUUCGCAGGCCCGAAGUCCUCCUGGUUCACAGACUACACGAAUUCGAACUGAGGAAACGACCAUACGAGGAGCUAGCAGACCCGAGGCUGGAUGGCAAGAUUAACAAACGAGAGGUGCUCCGAAUGGUCAGAUUAGGAAUGGCGUGCACUCGGUCUGAUCCAGCACAGCGCCCGAGCAUGAGACAGAUAGUGAGCAUACUAGACGGGCGGGAUCAAUGGUUUUUGGAGAAUGGACUAAGGAAGGAGAAAAGGGAAGAUUGGAGGAAGAGAAAUGCUUCUUCUCUGUCACAUGUUAGAAGAAUUCAAGCUCUUGGCAUACAUUGAUCCUAAAGUCCUAAACUAAAAAUCACAUCUUUCUUUUGUUUGAUUAAAUUAAUGAUGUUUUUAGAUGUGUUCCCCUUGUAAAGAAUGACAGGCAAAACACCUUUUAUAUAUAUACAUAUCUGCUUUUAAAUUA